This is a messenger RNA of Leptopilina boulardi, 1419 nucleotides long. RefSeq lists its product as uncharacterized. Bases 1 to 1419 code for a protein of 472 amino acids. The transcript has a single exon. Lineage: Eukaryota; Metazoa; Arthropoda; Insecta; Hymenoptera; Figitidae. The record is from RefSeq and is a predicted model, not a curated record.
AUGAAAAAGGCUAUUAAAUCCUCGGCAGGUUCUAUUUCUCGAGAUUCUGAUCUGAAUAGUUUUACAUCAGUGUCUACUGAUUCCUUAUCAUUGAUUUCAUCGGAUAUAAGAUUGCUCACUAUGACUCAUUUACAGAAUAAUUUAGAUGAACAAUUGCGAAAUUCCAGACAAAAUGAAGGGGAUCAGAUUGUUUCAGCAGAUGAGUUCCUUAUAUGGAACAAUCCGGAAAACCUACCAUCUCCACUUUUUCCACCAAAUUCAUUGCCUCCAUAUAUUGUAUUGAUGGAAAGUCUGAAUCAAUCUCUUAAUAUAGGUAAAUUGAAUCCUAUAGCUGUUGCCGAUCUGAUACAUAGUGUCAUUAAAGGCAAUAGAUUGAUUCAAAGAAGUGGCAUCAACAGAGUCAAGAUUACCUGUGAGAGUUUGGAUGAUGCUAAUGUGUUGCUUGGUUCAUCUGAACUUAUUGAGAAUAAAUAUAGGGUUUAUAUUCCUAAAUCUUUGAAGUUCGUUAAGGGUAUGGUUAGGGAAGUGGACUGUUCCUUAUCAGCAAACAAUAUUGCUGACAGGAUGAACCAGGAAAGUCUUAAAGAUCUGGUAUCAAUUAAGCGUCGCAUUACUUAUGAUAAUCAUAUGCUUGAUAUUAUUGAAUUAACUUAUUUAGGUUCAAAAUUGCCGUCGACAGUUCAACUUUCGUAUUUUGAAUUCCCUGUUGUCCCGAUUGAUCCUCGCCCAUUACGUUGUUAUAAAUGUCAGAGAUACAGGCAUGUGGAAACACAAUGUAGAUCGAGAUAUUUCCGAUGCGAAUUCUGCCUUGAAUCUCAUGAAUCCAAGGAUCGUCAUAAUAGACUUAGAUCAGUCAUAUGUUGUAAUUGUAACGGCCCUCAUUCUACUGCCUCGGUUGAGUGUCCGAGGUAUAUCAAAGAAAAGGUAAUAAUGCAAAUACGCCUAGAUCAUGGUAUAGGGUACCAGGAGGCUGAAGCUAAAUUUAACGAAAAUUUAUCUGAAGCUGAAUCGGACGCGCAAGAAAGUACAAUUAGAGAUAGAAACAACAUUGAUACAUCACAUCCUAUGGAUUUAUCAUUAAAUUCUGUUAGCUCGCAUGAUUCUCAUCACGAAGAGGAAGGAGAUCAAUCACAAAUUUCAGAAUUCGAUGAUACGCAAAUAGAAAAUAAAAAUAUUAGAAGUAUUACGCGUUCUAGGUCUGAAGAAAAAAUAACUCGCAAUAUUCUAUUGCAACAACCAAAAUUUGUUCCUCCUGGAUAUGGUCGAUCCUUUUUGAACUCUAUGGGUCAUGAUCAAAUGAGUUUUGAGUCUAACUCUCCAAGUCAUUCAAGGACCAAGCCAGGAGCUACUAGCUCCCCGCUUGAUGAACUUAAUGAAGCUAAAAGAAAGCGUUUGGAAGACACUAAUUCAACGUCAUGA